AUUGUAUUCAGUUCUAAAGAUCUCUAAUUUCUUAUGAUUAUUUCAAGACAUUUAGACAGCAAUUUAGCAUGACUUUUAUCACAAACUUUAUUGCAAUUGAAAAUUUAUGUUUCAAACAUCUCCCUUAAUCAUUAUUAUGCCUUGUUUUAGAGUACCAGCAAGAAGAUACGAGUUCUUUCUCCUAAUAUUUUUUGCCCUUGAUGAAAUCAACAUGAAUCUUUAUCUUUUACCCAACAUGUCUUUGGGAAUCAACUUUUAUCCUAAUAUGUGUGAAGAUAUAUUGAGAAUUUAUGAUAAAUUGUAUUCAGAAAGAGACCAUCAUUUUGCAUUUGCUAAUUAUAACUGUUUAUUAGGAGAAUACUGUUGCAUAGACCUUACAGGACCAUCAUGGAAAACAUCCUUAAAAUUGUCAACUAACUCUAGGAUACCAAUGGUUUUCUUUGGACCACUUAAUCCUAACCUGAGUGACCAUGUCCAGUUUCCUUAUAUCUAUCAGGUAGCCACCAAGGACACACAUUUGUCACAUGCCAUAGUCUCCUUGAUGCUUCAUUUUAAAUGGACUUGGGUAGGACUGGUCAUCUCAGAUGAUGACCAGGGUAUUCAUUUUCAAUCAGAUUUGAGAGAAGAAAUGCAAAGACAUGGAAUCUGUUUAGCUUUUGUUAAUAUGAUCCCAGAAACUAUGCAGAUGUACAUGACAAGGACCAAGGUAUAUGAUAAACAAAUUAUGACAUCUUCAGCAAAGGUUUUUAUCAUUUAUGGUGAAAUAAACUCUACCUUAGAAGUCAGCUUCAGAAGAUGGGAAGAUUUAGGUGCACGGAGAAUCUGGAUCACAACCUCACAAUGGGAUGUUAUCACAAAUAAAAAAGAUUUCAGCCUUGAUUUCUUUCAUGGGACUAUCACUUUUGAACAGCACCACAGUGAGAUUGCUAAAUUUAGGAAUUUUAAGCAAACAAUGAAAACUCACAUAUAUCCAAUAGAUAUUUCUCAGUCUAUACGGGGGUGGAAUUAUUUUAAUUGUUCAACCUCAAAGAACAGCUAUAGCAAAAUGAACUAUUUUACAUUCAACAACACAUUGGAAUGGACAGCACUGCACAAAUUUGACAUGGCUAUGAGUGAAGAAGGUUACAAUUUGUACAAUGCUGUGUAUGCUGUGGCCCACACCUACAAUGAACUCAUACUUCAACAAGUAGAAUCACAGCAAAAGGCAGUACCCAUAGGAAUAUUCAUUGACUGUCAGAAAAAUAGUAGACUGAGAACUCUACAUGAAGAAGAGGGGCAGAAAGAGGGCUGGAAGGCAGAGGAGGGACAUGUGCUCCUGUGUCCUAGCGAUCUGUCCUGGGACCUGGCCAAAGAAAGGGAGUCACAAAUACAGAAUUCUGGCACCAAAGAAGGAGGUAUGCUGCUGCUGUUUUAA
This is a messenger RNA of Mastomys coucha (southern multimammate mouse), 1414 nucleotides long. RefSeq names its product vomeronasal type-2 receptor 116-like. Bases 107 to 1414 code for a protein of 435 amino acids. Gene Ontology annotation, cellular component: membrane. The transcript is spliced from 4 exons. Gene Ontology annotation, biological process: G protein-coupled receptor signaling pathway. Lineage: Eukaryota; Metazoa; Chordata; Mammalia; Rodentia; Muridae. Gene Ontology annotation, molecular function: G protein-coupled receptor activity. The record is from RefSeq and is a predicted model, not a curated record.